Messenger RNA from Schistocerca gregaria, 5339 nucleotides. It is a transcript of the gene SmydA-3, whose product is annotated as SET domain-containing protein SmydA-8. Lineage: Eukaryota; Metazoa; Arthropoda; Insecta; Orthoptera; Acrididae. The coding region runs from base 214 to 1746 and encodes 510 amino acids. The transcript is spliced from 7 exons. The record is from RefSeq and is a predicted model, not a curated record.
AAAAAUAAGCGAAGCUGCGGUCCGGCCGGCGGCGUCGGGCGGCUAGCGUCCAUCGGCCUGCGCGCACGGCACCAAAGGCGUCCAAUUGUCUGCCGCCGCCCAGAAGGUUCCGGCUCACGCCCGCGCCGCCACCGCCACCCGUAUAUAAAGGCGAGGGCGGCGCCGCCGCGGUAGCUUAGCUAUCAGCCGCCGGCAGACACCCAGACACCCACCAUGAGUGCCGCGCCCUCGGGAACGAAACCGUCAGAUGGACCGUCGUACGAGGUGCUACGAAACGAGAAGGUGGGGAGGUACGCCGUGGCGACGCGCGACCUGGAGCCGGGCGCCGAGGUGCUGACGGAGCUGCCGGUGGCGGUGGGGCCCAAGGUGGACAGCGCGCUGUGCUGCCUGGGCUGCUACGCCUACAACGACGGCUCGACGCUGUGCUCGCGCUGCGGCUGGCCCGUGUGCGGGCCGGACUGCGAGGCGGCGGCCGCCCACGCGCAGGCAGAGUGCGGCGAGUUCCGGCGCGCCGGCGUGCGCCUCGCGCCCGUCGACGACCCGGCCGACACCUGCCCGCAGCUGGAGUGCGUCCUGCCGCUGCGCGCGCUGCUCGCCAAGGAGCGCGACCCGGCGCGCUGGCAGCGCGAGGUGGCGCCCAUGGAGGCGCACAACCAGCGCCGCCGCGACGCGCCCGGCUGGCACUCCAACCAGGUCAACGUCGUCUCCUUCCUGCGGGACCGCUGCGGGCUCGCCGACAGGUUCGACGAGGAGCUGGUGCACACGGUGUGCGGCAUCCUGGAGGUGAACUGCUUCGAGGUGCGCUGCGAGAACGGCGCCCUGGUGCGCGGUCUCUACCCGCAGACGGCCAUCCUGUCCCACAACUGCAUCGCCAACACCGGACACACCAUCGCCACGCGCUCCGAGACUGGCGAGCAGCACAGGCUGAAGCUGCACGUGACGGUGCGCGUGCCGGCGGGCGGCGAGCUGUUCACGUCGUACACGCACUCCCUGGACCCCACGAUGGUGCGGCGAGAGAUGCUGUCGCGCGGCAAGUUCUUCGAGUGCUGCUGCGAGCGCUGCAAGGACCCCACCGAGCUGGGCACCCACCUCAGCUCGCUCAAGUGCAGCAAGUGCGACAACGGCGUGCUGCUCUCCGCCGACCCUCUCGAGCCGAGCGCGCAGUGGCGCUGCACGCGCUGCGAGUUCUGCACGCGAGGCGAGGCGGUGCGGCGCGUGCUGCAGCUGAUCUCGAACGAGCUGCAGAUGGUGGAGGCGGGCGACAGCGUGGAGGCGCGCGAGACGCUGUUCCGCAAGUACCGCAGCGUGCUGCACCCGCGCCACGCCUACAUGACGCAGAUGCGCCACUCGCUGUGCCAGCUGUACGGCCGCGUCGACGACUACCUGCUGGACGACCUGCCCGACGUGCUGCUCGAGCGCAAGGUCGACCUCUGCCGCGACCUGCUCGCCGUCGCCGACGUCGUCGAGCCGGGCCUCUCGCGCCUCAGAGGCGUGGUGCUGUACGAGCUGCACGCGCCGCUGAUGUACCUGGCGCGGCACAAGGAGGAGUUCGGCGAGAUCGACUCUAAGGAGAUGUGCCGGCGCAUGGAGGAGGCGGCAGCGUGCCUGUCGGAGGCGGCGGCCAUCCUGGCCCUGGAGGACGCGUCCACCAACGAGGCGGCCAUGGGCCGCGCCGCGGCCGCCGGCCUGCUGCAGCUGCGCGCCUCGCUCGACCACAUGCGCCAGCAGCACGCGCAGCGCCAGUAGCCCAGCUCCUGUCCCCCAGCACUGCGGCUCUGCGUCUACUGGCGCUAAGUGACUGAACCACGAUAAGAAAUGGGAUUUUCACUGGUUUUAGCGAGGACACUACAAUUGUUCUGUGCACUUCCUACACACCGAACGCCUUAUGUUUGUUGUAAUACUCCCUACCAGUGGCCUUGAUGGCAGCGGUGAAUCGCAGUUUACCUCUGACAGUCUCUUCUUCGGAACUAUUCCCACCUAUACCAGUUCCUCGCAUUAUGCCACAUGUGUUCCUAGAAUUAGAUUCCCUUUACUUCUGUGGUUGGAUGUUUCUCUCGUCGUCGUGAAAAACCGUCAUCAACCCGAAGGUUAGACUGAGUCGAAAGUGCUUUACUAGGCAUAGUCCUGACUUCGCAACUUUCGAACUUAAUUACCCAGCCAGUUACAGGGGGGAUUUACACAUUGACGAGGCCCAGAACCACAGUGCAGCUUCCCAUUUCUGACGUCAACUAAUGAUCGUCAGAAAUGGGAAAAACGAUAAGUCCUACAACCUAUUGGCGAUCUGUAGUACGGCUAUUACUCAUUUAGCGAGCUACCUUGCUCCAUAACGUAGCGUAAACCUGAAAUAAAAAAUAAGUCAUUUAGACCACUGUUUGAGUUUGCUGUAACAUUUUUUUCUGCGUCUCCGUGCUGUGGUUCUGAGGUAGCCAGCCUAGUAUUUGCCUAGGCGUGAGCAAAAAUAAGAAAGGAUACUCGGAGCGAUCAUUACACCGAACUAACGGUGUUCAUCGGCUCUCCGUUUGUUUUUACGUCUGCCUCAUUUCCCUACUUCACAACAUUGCGCGCUAUUCAUUAUCUUGAGUUAAUACGUCUCAGUAUUGCCGAACGGGUAUAUCAUGUAAAUAGUGUCUUCCACCACGCCUAAGACAGGACAUUUGGUCGCUCUCCGAAUAGCGUCAAAUCGUGCUUCCUACUAGAUUUCGGCUAUUUUGCAAAACCAAGUCGUGAGGACUCCAGACAUGUGAUUAGCAAAAACGGCAACUCGGUCCACCAUAUGCAACUAUACUACGCGAGCCAACUUACGACGUGUGGCGGAUGGUACAGCUGCUACUACCAUAACUUCCCACAUAUCCUGUUCCAUUCACAAAAGGUGCAUGGGUACGUCGACCUUCGGUGCAUGAGCUUUAAUUUCCGUUUUUCUUCGACGUGGUCGUUCUGCGAGAUGUGUAUGGGAGGGGGCAAAAUGAUGCGUGACUGUUCUUGGAUCGUGUGCUCUCGGAAUUUCUCCGUGACGCACAGUGCUUCUCUUGUGGCGUCUGCCACCGGAAAGGCUCUCGCGUUUUCUCAAUGAACCCGUGGCGGAGCGCGCCACUCUUCUUUGGAUCUUCUCUAUUACUCCUACGUCAUAACAGUCGCUGAAUUAUGUACAAUGUUCAAGAAUCUUCAGAAAGAGUUUGUAAUCAAACGGUUAUGUACCUCUCCACAAGUGCGAUACAUUACUCUCAAGGUCAACUAUCAAGCGAUGCACCAAUCAUCGAUCUGCUUACGGCCUUUCUGCAAUUCGCUACUCUCAUCUGGCGUUACAACCUUCCCACUGUCAACAGCAUCGUCAGCAAACUGCCUUACGGCGCUUUCAGCACCAUACAUUAAAUUGAUACGUAUAUAACGUACCAUCUGUUUACCCCCUCUAAGAUACUUAACAGCUACCGGUUUCGUCCCUGAACGAAUCUCGCGUUGCAGGUGGAGCAUGUAGCCAUUAGCCGAUCGAUGAACGGACCGUGUAGAAUUAUGUGCUACUGAUUGUAUUCAUGAAAAACGAUAAAUAAUUACACUUAAAUGCAUAUCGCGCUGUGUGUUCCUAAAGCCAGCGCGAUGGUGAGGACUAUGUGUCGACGCAUAAUCUUCCCAUCAAGAAUGGACGCUACGAAAUAUUUCAAAGAAGGCAGCUCAUAUACGGAUCCACCGUUCAUCCUCCAACAGAUUUCUCAUAUUGAUUAAAAUCUGUUGGUGAAUGUCAGUGAAGUACUUUUGUUUACUUACGGAGUCUGACACGACCGUAUUUCAUCAGUCACACUUGCGCCAGCGAUUUAAACUAUUCUGAUUGACUCAUAACGUCGUAUUAUAGAUAACCGAGAUGCAACGAAGAACAAGUUUUAAGAAAUUAUUAAUCUAUAGUUUAGUCGAUAGUGUAAGAAACUGGAUGAGUCUAGCCCGAACACAAACGAACGUUGGGCGCAGGUGCUGAAUGAUCGCCGCAGGUAAAUGUUUAAGGGUUUCAAGGGUAUAAAUUGAUAAAAUUCUUCCCGAAAUUACAGGCGCACCCAUACAGUGACGAAACACUGAGGAACAAUCUUAUAGCUAUCUCCAUCACCUUCCUUGUGCUUUCUGAGCUUUUGCUCCAUUCCCCAUUAGCUCCUCCUCCCUUCUUCGUUGGCUCCUUGCAAUGAAGAGAAGACAGAUACUCACCACCGAAUUUCUAGCAACGUAUACAACAUCAAGGUUAUGAAGCAUACACAUGUACUAGUUGUCAUAGGCAGAGAUAACGAGUGCCAACUGAGGUUUUACUGCAAUAUUUUUUCCACCAUCUGCACUAGGCGUCAAGACUUCACAGAUAUGUUACGACAUUUUGUCGAGCGUACUUGGCUGCAGUCCAGAUAAAGGCAAGCUCUUCUUUAAUACUGCAGUUUUAUAUUUACGUCUUAUGGUAGCCCGACGAGACAUUUUAUAGCAGCACAUCCCUUUGUAGUGGCGCCAAAUCGACAAAAUGCACUGUCUGAUGUCUAGUAUCGUGCAGAAACGAUGUCACAAGAGACUUUCAUGUUCACUAAUUUAAAGCUCAGCUUGCCUCACAGUAGACAAAGUGCGCCUGCCGAUGCUUGUCUCGGAAUUUCGACUGCCUCUGAGCGCCGAAUACCUCUGAGCGCAAUGCAGAUCUCGCACAGCGAGACAAUAAACAUGUCAGGAGUGGGUCAUUCAGCUAAGACUGGUGUCGCAGUUUGAAACACUCUUUUAAAAGCAUUCAGACUUCUUUCGAAAAGAACUCUGAUACUGGGAUAAUCAUUACUGCAUUCGCCUUUAAGUAAUGCUGUCGACGGCACAGUCAGUCAGUCCUCUAUGAUAAGUUUAGUUAAGAUUGCUCUCAGUUGAGAAAUAUUCGAUGUUCAGUGUAAGCCCACAGUAAGAACUGAGUGUAGCUCCUUACAUUAUUGACUCGAAAUAAUUAUCGUCAACUUCCUGCAACUCUGUAGUUCUCAGUUCGAAUCCGUUAAUUUUACACGGUAACAGAAAAUAUCUCAGACACAUUCACGGCUAUUAACAGAUGACGGUAUUAGAAAACUAUGAAUGCCUUUUCAUUGUGGAACUUCGUGCAGUCUUCCUCGCUAGCCACUCUAAGCAUAAUGUGAUGACUAAAAAAGACAAGUAGCUUCUAGCACUAAGACAAAGAACGCUAUGAUGUAACUGUAAUUAGAUUGUUGUUUCGAGUAUUCCUCGAAUUGUUCACACGUUUUCUAAUUUUCAUUUGUAACAAGUGGUUUCACAUUUAUUUUACUUUUUUAUUUUAUAUUAAUUAUUUUCAUUACUUAUUUAUUUCCAGCUGUUAAAUAAAUAGUUUCAAAAUU